Molecule: messenger RNA, 1863 nt
Organism: Plutella xylostella (diamondback moth)
Lineage: Eukaryota; Metazoa; Arthropoda; Insecta; Lepidoptera; Plutellidae
Product: sodium-independent sulfate anion transporter
Biological process (GO): transmembrane transport
Cellular component (GO): membrane
Source: RefSeq, a predicted model, not a curated record
CCCGGCACUUAGCAGUAUACCGACUCACUCGCUCCGCAUCACAUACCAACAUGACCGUGCUACACUUAGCUGAGACUACAGUGAGGAAGCGCAAAUCAAAAUGUGCACAAGUUUGCAGUGUUAAAAGUGUAAAGAAAAGGCUGCCUAUAGUCGGAUGGCUUCCGAAGUAUACCUUCACCACUCUCAUUCAAGAUAUUAUUGCCGGAAUCACCGUUGGUCUGACCGCCAUACCGCAAGGAAUAGCUUACGCUGUGGUCGCUGGACUGUCCCCGGAGUAUGGUCUAUACGCUGGGCUGAUGGGAGGGUUCGUCUACAUGAUAUUCGGCAGCUGUAAGGAUGUCACCGUGGGACCCACCGCCAUCAUGUCAGCUAUCGUCGCGAAAUACGUGUCCAGCUAUUCGGCUGACUUCGCCGUGCUCUCUGCAUUCUUAUCUGGAGUCAUCAUUCUUCUGAUGGGAAUAUUCCAACUGGGAUUCGUGGUGGAGUUCAUCUCAGCUCCAGUCAUCUCCGGCUUCACCACAGCGGCGGCUCUACAAAUUGCGUCGGCGCAGUUGAAAGCGAUAUUUGGCCUAACCGGAGCUGCUGGUACUUAUUUCGCUGCAUCCAUUUUCAAUUUCACUCAAAAUAUAGGCACUUUAAAAUUGUGGGAUACUGUACUCGGAUUUACCUCUAUAGCAUUUUUGAUGGCGAUGAAAAAAUUAGGUGAAGGUUGUAAACGCACUGACGGUGCGGGAAAGCAAAUAAGAUGGUUUGUUUCGUUAGCAAGGAACGCAAUUGUUGUUAUAAUUGGCAUGCUUAUUGCUUUUGCUGUAAAAACAAUAACUAAAGGAGAUGAGCCAUUAGCUCUUAUUGGUGAAAUAGGCAGCGGCAUACCAACAUUUGGAAUUCCACCAUUUACAUCCGUUGUUGGGAAUGAGACAUACAGUUUUCCAGACAUGUUAAAAGCACUUGGCCCAGAAUCAAUAGUCAUUCCUUUCGUUUCUAUAUUGGAGUCUGUAGCUAUAGCUAAAGCAUUUGCAGGAGGUGUCCAAGUAGAUGCUACUCAAGAAAUGAUAGCCCUCGGAAUGUGCAAUAUUUUUGGGUCAUUUGUACGCAGUAUGCCUAUAACCGGAUCAUUUACUAGGACUGCUUUAAACAAUGCCUCUGGCGUUGCCACAACUGCAGGAGGUAUCUUCACAGCUGCACUAAUAAUUCUUGCACUCAGUGUACUCACGUCUACAUUUUAUUUUAUACCGAGUGCAUCAUUAGCAGCUUUGAUUAUCACUGCCAUGUUUUCAAUGAUAGACUACACAAUAUUCUGUAGAUUAUGGCGCUGUAGUAAAAGAGAGCUAUUUGUUUUAUUUCUAACAAUGGCCGUGAGUCUUGGAUUAGGAUUGGAGUACGGUAUAGUGGCUGGAGUUCUUGCGGAGGCUGCCAUGUUGCUGUUCGCUACGGCAAGGCCAUCGAUCAAAUCAGUUCAUGUGAAGAGUGAUACAGGGCGUCAAUCUCUGAUGAUAACGUUAAAUGACAGUUUGUCGUACUGCUCAGCUGAGCACGUGCGGCGGGAAAUUUUCAAAGCCACUCGCAUAUCAGAGGCACUUAUCGUGGUAGAUGGCACCAAUCUCGAAAGCAUGGACACUACAGUCGCUUCUAAUCUCAUGGCGGUAGUCAAAGAUCUGGACAAAUUAUCGCGAAGAAUUGUUUUUGUAAACUUUUCACCAGAAAUUCAAAAGAUGUGCCUAGUUUUGCAUCCAAAUGCAUCUGAUUGUUUCAUUUCAGCAGCUAGAACUGAAGAUGUUAUAGCAAAGGUUUCAACCACAUCUCCUCCAUUGUCUAAAGUUUUAGUAGAUUAAUUUCAUAGAAAUAUAUGAUUUUUUAAACCCA